Molecule: messenger RNA, 2145 nt
Organism: Exophiala oligosperma
Lineage: Eukaryota; Fungi; Ascomycota; Eurotiomycetes; Chaetothyriales; Herpotrichiellaceae
Exons: 3
Coding region: 744-1796 (350 amino acids)
Cellular component (GO): membrane
Source: RefSeq, a predicted model, not a curated record
CAUAGUUCAAGGCCUGUCGACAACAUUUAGCACAUCAAGAUAGACUUGUUGAUGGUGUUGAUGGAGAUUGAGGAAGCCUGAGAUACGUCAUCAUGGCAUAACACUGCUCCGUAGUUUGUCCGGUCGAGCAUUGAGGGAGUGGAAGGCAAAUCGCAGCCUACUCGGUACAUCGACUUGGGGGCACAACUCACUCACCACCACAUCAUACAGUACCAGUACUCGCUAAGAACACGCAGAAUCUGCGAUCAAUAUAUUGUCUGGCCGUCCAAUUUACACAAUACCCAUCAGAUCACCUCGAUUCGAACGAGAGAUCAGUACAAAUACCACCUUCGACAGUGGACGACCAAUCAUUGCCUCCACCACCAGGUACAUUGUCCAAGCUACGCCUCGAAGUAGCUGUGGUGACGAGCUAAGGCCACCUCGGGCCUCGACUUGUUUACCUUUUCCCUCCAGCUCGGACCGUGGAGCUCCUCAAAGGGCACAGCCAGCAGGGCAACGGGGCGAAUCAAGCAUCCCACGAUCAACACCGAACGCCCAUUCCGCGCGAUCCCCCCAGCCACUUGGAUUUCCAUUUCACCAUCCCAGCCUCCCCCUCGUCACGUUUGUUGUUUCUCUCCACAUCCUCCCGCUGCCGCAUUCCACGUAUUCUCUGGUUCAUCAUCAUCUCCUCAUCAACAACAACAAACCACAAACAUCAAUUUUGUCGCGUCGGCGUACCUUGCAUCUUUGCAAUCCAGGCAAUCAUGUCGGCCCUACCUUAUCUGCAGAAACUGCGCAAAAGCGAUCUGACCGAGUUCGCGGAGACGAGCAAAUUGCAAGACUAUGCCAGUCUCAAGAAAGCCGAACUCGAAGUCGCCCUCGAUGAGCAUCUGCGCGCAAACUCGACCACAUACAGCAAGGAGCCGUCGUUGAGCGAGUAUUACAAGCGCCUGGGUAGUUCUUCGCGAUCGCCGGUCAAGAGACUUGCGGAAAAGGUAUCAGACAUGGUCAAGUCUGAUGAAGAGACCAGCGCGCCUCCCAAAAAAUCCAGGCGCAAAACUGUCGCUCCGACCGAGGAUACAACCGACACCGAUUCGCCAGUCAAAGCCCUCGUGAGGCAACCGGCCAAAGAGAUCGCACGUCGUUCUUCCAUCUUAACAGGGCAACUCCCUAUCCCACCAUCCCCAGCUGUGGUCACAGAUGCGAUUGAUCAACAGACGCGUCGUCUUCGCACGUCCAUCUCUCACGCGUAUCAGAAGACACAGAUCCACGAAGCAGCCGACUGGACACGCGACUACCUUUCGUCACCUCUGACUGUGACCGUUCUUGCCAUCUUGCUUGAAGCAUACGGACUUCGCGCCCAGAUUCUUCCCAACAAGUUGUUGACGGAAGUUCCGGCUGUGCCCUAUAUCAAAUCGACAAAGACGCCGAUCAACGUGCCCGAUCUUUUCCAGCUUCUAGACUCCAAAUUCUGGUCACCAUUCACCCUGUGGACUUUGACGUCGUUCAUCCUCCCAGGCUUGAUCUCGUACUUUAUCAAUCUGCCACUCAAGGCCCACCCGAGCCACUCUUACUCGACCCGUCGAGCAGCUCUGCAGCACAAUACGCAGAUGCAAUUUGACCCCUUCAUCUUCAACCUCGCCAAGGGGUUGAUUGCCUACGUGGUUUACGCACAGCAUUUCAACUUGGCUGGUCUGUACCAGCAUUUCACGGUGGCUACAGUUAACGAGAGUAUUCUAGGUGGAUACUGUGCCAUUUUGAUCAGCUCUGGUCUGGGAGCUGCCGUUAGUCUGUAUGAAGCUGUGUUGAAGAAUUAAGUCCUGCAGGUCAGAAGCAGAAAAGAAGGGCAGGUGAGGGUCGUCUCACUGUUUCGCGUAAAUUGGUUUGUGUGUCUCCUCGUAUAUGUACAGCUGCUGGAUGCCUGAAAGUUUUCAGAAGAGAGAGAGAAGUUUUCCUUGAUGAGUUAUGAGUCUCUUGGUAACAUUACCGGCGUUGGAGUGGUGGCAUCGCUGUUGGGAUUUGAUAGGUUGGUUGGAGUGCCUAUAUACCCCCUUUGGCACCUGUUUUGACAAAGGUGUAUGUCUGGUGCAUGCACAUCGUUGGACAAAAUAUGCCCUCGCUCGACUUUUAGAUACAAGUAUAAGUAUUAAGCAUGUUUACACUUUG